CCGGUGUGAGUGGUAAACAAACACACUCUUGUCGCGUUAAACAUCAUUACGUCGGUUCGGCAAAGCGUGCGGGUUGAAUUUGAGCUUCCGGUCGGGCAGCGCUCAUACUAACCAGCAGCUUCACUUUUCCCGUCGCCAUGGCCGCCUCCCCGCGCAAACGCUCCCUAUCGCCGCGCAAGCGUCUGCCGCCCACACCAUUCAACCAGACAUGGCACGAGGCCGACGCCGCACACCUCGACCCCAGCGCCCUGCCGGUCGCCCGCAUACCCCGCGGCUGGGAGCGCAAGCGCGAAGUGAAGCAGGGCAGCGAAGGAAAGGCGAAGAGCAUCUGGCGGCGCAUCGACCUGCGGUCCAGCAUUGCCGGCGCGCAGCAGGAUGAGACGGAAGAGGAGGAGCGCGAUGCGCUUUCACGUGCUGUGAAGCGGCGACAGAAGAUGAGCCCCAAGGCCAUGGAGAAGAUGCAGGGCAAUAAACGCGCCUUCCAGGGCACGCGCUGGGAAACGAGAAAGAACGUCCUGCCCCGCAAGAGAUCUUUGCGUAACAGUGACACUAUCAACCAGGACCAGAGCGACAGCGACGACACGCAAGACGCAACAGACGCAGACAUGAGCCACGACAGCUUAGCAGAGGCGUCGCAUGUACAGGCGAACCCGGCAUCGUUCACCUUCGCUGGAGCCUCAGACUACGAGGGCCAAGGAGAGCAGGAAGACGAACAGAACGUGGGCGACACUGCUCCAGAAGACUCGACAUUCGCACUUAUUUUUAGAUCACCUGUGAAAAGCACUUCCAGGCCAAUGAUUACGUCGCCAGCCAAGGUCGACUACCCCGCAUUACCGAACAGCGAAGAGCAGAAGGCACAGUUGGAAGAACCGUCUGAACUUCCUGUCGGCGAGGACGUCACAGUCACGGGGUCGACUACCGAAAGCAUCGCCGCUGAAGUAGACAUGGCCAGCGGCUCGAACACCUCGGACGCUGCAGAGACAUACAGUGCAAUUCCAGAAGCAGUCGAGUCCUGGAACGCCGAACAAGCUGAAACGCAGCCCGAAGAUGAAGAGGAGGUUGCAUAUCCGGCGUUACCUAUGGAGACCACUCUAGACAACCAGGCUGCCGACCCACAAAACGAGGACUUUGUGAAAAGUGAAGGCGAAGAUGACGAUACCGAGAUGUCUGAAGUACAUUUGGCUACUUUUGUACCCUCUCUCGCGCUUGAGAACAACCAGGCUGGGACUGCCAGGGACGACGAUGAGAUUACCGAGGCCUCGUUGCAGCUGAACAUACAGGAAGAAUACGAGCGGGAAGGCGAGCUUGCAUCCCAGCCCCCCACACCAAAGCCUGUUGCGACCGCCAGCGGGGACAUCGCAGACGGUCUUACACUUGCACUCACGCCAGCGAAAGCAUCGACCAGAGGGCACACGCCGAAGAAGUUGCAUUCGCCCCCACCACCGUUGCGUAUCGAAUCGGGUCCUGACGAUGCAACAAUGACACUCGCGAUCGACGAUGAUACCGCCAUCCUCAAGAGUUUCCUCAGUCGCGCAGCUGCUAGCAAGGCAGAGAGAUCCGCAUUCAUCACUCGUCGAUCGUCUCUUGAGAACCGACGCGAUUCAGACAUUGUCCGCCACGCUCUAGCGUCACCACGCAGAGCACUAGAAGAGAAAGACCCCAACUCUCCAACCAAGGCCGACGCCGAAGCCACCCUCGAUCUGUUGGAAACCCCGGUGCCAAUAUCUGCUAUCGAGGAGUCAGCUCCUCCCGUUGCAGAACAGCCUGAAGAAGAGGAUGAUACAGAGGUUAAAUCUGGGCGGGUCUCAAGACGCUCUUCCCGGGCAAAGAAGUCUCGUCUUCCGGCUCCAGCUUCAGUUGCACUGCCCCAAACCAACAAGAUUGCCAUUCGUCGUGCGGAUGGCAGCGACCCAGUCGUCCUUAAGAAGACGGAUGCCCAAGAGCUAGCCCUCAUUACCAGGAACAACACGCGGAAGAACAAGCAAGGGGCUUUCAUGGUCAGUCUACGCUUGCUUAAAAUACAGGCUGAGGCGAUCCUGUCUCCGUCGACCGAUGUCGAUGCAGAUGUUGAGAAGCCUUCAGCACCAGGGAGGAGGGGUAUCAGAUGGGACGAGACGCUGGCGUACUACCAAGAGCAUGGUGACACCAUCGCUGCGCAACAAGCAGAAGCAGAAAGUCUGGCCACUCCAGAUGAACUGAGCUUGCCGGUCGCAACAACGAAGAAACCCAAAGCAAAGACAAGCACAGACAAAACCUCGACCCCGAAGGUUCGCCGUGUACGCGGUCUGGGCACAGUCAACGGUACACCAGGAAAGGGGCUAUUGGCUACUGGGUCUCUGCUGCCAGAUGACAUUCAGGAAGAGAAGGUUGCUGUUGCUCAGCCAGCGCCCACACCCACCGCCAAAGGGAUCCCCAAGCCAAAAGCGACCAAGAGGCUGCCCGUUCCUUCCACUCCUGUAGAGGCGAAGCCCGCGGCUCCCGAAGUUAAGCCUGUUGCCGUUGAACCAGUCAAGGAACGCAAGAGCCGCAUUGCUGCACCGAAAAGUGUGAGGCUACCCAAGCCCCUUGCAACCACUGCGCCCGUUGUAGUAGCAGAAAAGGAGAACAAUAGGAGUGCGCUCAAUGGCGCGACGCCAAGGAAGGGUAUACCAGCUCCUCGCAUCAUGGCACCCAAGGCGGCUGCGACCCCGGCGUCGAGUCUGAGUGGUGAGAGCGGGUUGCCUAGGCGGAGAGGGAGGAAGGCGUAGGAUGGACACGCAUACAUAAGAGUGCGGAGUGUCGUGUGAUGAGUGAUGACUUACUUGUUUGCCGGGUUUUGGGCGUUAUAUACCUUGUUUGCAUUUGCAUAUAGCGGAUAGAGGCGUGGAGCUGCUUUGUGCUGAUUGGUGUGGAAAGAGCAUUGGAGGCGUCUAUU
Molecule: messenger RNA, 2914 nt
Organism: Boeremia exigua
Lineage: Eukaryota; Fungi; Ascomycota; Dothideomycetes; Pleosporales; Didymellaceae
Exons: 2
Coding region: 138-2747 (869 amino acids)
Source: RefSeq, a predicted model, not a curated record